GGGUUGGUUUUAUUUCCACACAACUAAUUUGAAAGCUGAACAUUUGAAUAAUGCUAUCUAGCUCUCUUCAAUCUGCCAUACGGUUUCGGUCUGGAAUUUGACUCGUCACUGUCAAAUAGGUGCAAUGCAAAUCAGCUCACUGUGUCUAUAGACGUAGGCUAGCUAAGAGUAUCGACUGUGAGAUACAGCACCAACCAGAAGGCUAAAUAAUUGGCCUAGAGUAUCUCGGAAUUCCAAGGCAACAUUAGCUCCGAUCGUAGCAUAUCGCAACAUUGUUUAAAAUGGCUUAUUCGCAAAUUAAGACACGGUAUCGAAGACAAAGAUAACACCUGGAAUGAACGGAGUUGCAGUACAUGACGCUGUUCAAUGUAACGUUGUAGACAACAGUGCCACUUAAAACCAUAUUACGCGGUCUCAAAGAACACACAUUAAACAACAUGUUAUUCACGUCUCCAUCUUAAAAUAGGAUAUAGUGCUUUGUUUCACAGACCGACGGAGAAAGUGAGAGAGCAGGCAAGCAUUUACGGAAGUGAAAGCGCGAGGAGGCGGGUGUGGUUUGUGAGGGAAGCAGAAUCAAGGGGCACUGGGGGUCCUUUCUACAUGAGGAAGCGUUCAGUGUAGUGUAACCUAUGGGCCUCCUUUAUUAUCAGAAGAAGCAGAUUAUUGAUGUCGCCGCUGCGCAGCCGCUCCUCGAACCACCCAUUACAUCCAUGUUGUCUACGAAGAAUCGGCGUCAGCAAUACUGACCGAACAUCUUAGAUGUAUUCUUGUUUUUUCUUAUACAUUGGUCGGAUUUUUUUCCACGAGGAAUAUGGAACUUUAAAUGGCUGUUGUGUAUGCAGAAUGCUUUUUCGGGCUGUCAGCAACCGUACUAUAUAUUCGUAUUAAUGUUAUGUAAGAACAGAGACCGUGAGUGGUGCCUCUUGUACCCAAUUGAGGAGUAAUAAUGAAUAACGCGCAAGAUAUGUCUCCUGAUUUUGUCUUAAUGCGCUUGGUUUCUGCGGCUGAAUAUGACCGCUUGGACGAGGAGAAUUUGAUAUCGGGCGGUGGAGUGGUUUCCGGAUUCGGGAAGGCUGUCUUGGGUCAUCAUGGCAACAAUAUCAACAAUGGGUUUGAAUUUGAUCCGAACAACCCCACAGCAGGCCCAGCGCAUCCAGGCAAUUCCUCCCCGCACUAUAGUUCACAGCUCGAGAGCGGGACAGGAGCCCUUGACAGCGGCUUGCUGCUGACUCGACCAUCGGCGUCUGAUGCGCCUCAACCACUCGACUUUGCCGUGGCUCAGCGCUUCGAUUUCCCGCAUGGUGCGGGCCGAGGCUCCCGGGCUCAGCUCAUGGUGUUUCAGAAUCUUCUUAGGACAAGCGACGGUAUCUUGGAAUGCGGCCUCGAGCAGCCGCCUGCCUUCCAGGUAAGUGAGGCUGAGAAACAGGACUCAAACUCUGCAGUGAUGACCAGUAGUAUGACUGAAAACAACAUAGAUGUGCAAAACCAAAGGAUUCAGUGGCACCCCAUGAUUAAGCUGUCCAAGGUGGUAGCGGAAACCAAUGACCCAGCUGGAGAGGGAGGUGGUCUCUGCCAUCGGCACCGUCUUGUAACCGACACCAUGGACUGGCCUCCACUCCUGGAUAAGUCCCACACCUUUGGCAUAAUGGACCCCAAAAAGCCGUGCUUGACCGGGGACCCCAACCACUGCCAUCUAGAUGACCCGGUGCUGAACCUAGCCAGAAGGCUGGGCGAGCUGGGCCAGGCUUCAGAGCUGCUCCUGAAGGAGGGAGGGGAGAUUCCCCGCUGCUCCUGUCAGAGCAUCCUGGCCUCGGCCACAGGCAGCAUGGGCCCCGGGGAGGACCCCAGUGAGACCAGUGACGCCCUGCUGGUACUGGAGGGUCUGGGUUCGGAGGACGUGGGGGAGCUGAACAUGGGCGGCGGCGAGCAGCUGAAGGGUGUCGUCCCCGGCCAGGAGGGUGAAACGGAUGUGCGGCGGGACGGCCGGCGGGCCUUCUCCAGCGGUUCCCUCACAGGGCUCAUGAGGCAGGUGCACAGGCUGGCCGGGGAGGGCUGCACCUGUAACGCCCAAGUGUGUCAACCCUCUCUGGAUGCCCUGGGCUCUGCUGCGCCUUCGCCGUCCUCCCUUACCUCUGACACCGCCGCGGGACACCAGGCGGCAGGAGCCUCUGUCAGCUCACCGUCACAGGAACCUCCCAGUCAAACCUCCCAGUCCCAGCCUCAGAGCAGGGCCACCACACCCAAGCUGGGGGUGAUGCUGCGAGCCGCCUCACCCUUGGUAGUGGAGGGGGCCGCUGGGGGUGAGAAGACGACCAGAGGGAAGUCUAGGAAAGGCUCCCUGAAGAUCCGUCUGAGCAAACUUUUCCGGACCAAGAGCAGCAGUGGGGCCAGUCACCUGCUUGACAAGAGGCCCUCGUUGGCUUCCUCCACCUCCUCUGGGGGGAGUCUGGUGGACGUCUGGGGCUCUGGAUCCACCAGCACAGACCAGGACACUGGGAGCAGUAAACUCCAGCUCUCCAGGCCACAAAGUGCCUUCUCUCCAGUGGCCUUUGGUCCCGCCUUCACCGGUGAGACUGUGUCCCUGGUAGAUGUGGAUAUUUCUCGUAGAGGGGGGAACUCUCUGCACCCCCCAACCCCUCCACCUCCACCCAGACGAAGUCUUAGUCUGCUGGAUGACUUUGCCGGGCCGCAGCAGCCUGGGCCUUUCCUGGAGAGUGGCCCCGGGGCCUCCAUGCAGUCGCUGCCCCUGCGGGCUGCCCCUCCCUCCCAUGCCUUCAUCCAGCAUAGCCUCAGCCUCAAUGACACAUUCCUGCGGGGUCUUCCCCGACCUAUCCCGCUGCCCAGCGACGUCCAGAACCCGUCCAGGGUGGACCAGCGCCCCCUGCUGUGCCCACUGACCCGCCCUGAUGCCAGCAAUUUUGCCACUAGCCUCCGAGAACUGGAAAAGUGUGGCUGGUACUGGGGCCCAAUGAACUGGGAGGACGCCGAGAUGAAGCUGAAGGGGAAGCCUGACGGGUCGUUCCUGGUGAGGGACAGCUCCGACCCCCGCUACAUCCUCAGCCUCAGCUUCCGCUCCCAGGGAGUCACACACCACACACGCAUGGAGCACUACAGAGGGACCUUCAGCCUGUGGUGUCACCCCAUUCUAUCCUUCUUUGUUUCCAGGGACCUUCAGCCUGUGGUGUCACUCCAUUCUAUCCUUCUUUGUUUCCAGGGACCUUCAGCCUGUGGUGUCACCCCAUUCUAUCCUUCUUUGUUUCCAGGGACCUUCAGCCUGUGGUGUCACCCCAAGUUUGAGGACCGCUGUCAUUCCGUGGUGGAGUUCAUCGAGCGCGCCAUCAUGCACUCUAAGAAUGGCAAAUUCCUCUACUUCCUGCGCUCGCGGGUCCCAGGCCUGCCCCCGACCCCUGUUCAGCUGCUGUAUCCAGUGUCCCGCUUCAGCAGCGUCAAAUCACUGCAGCACCUCUGUCGCUUCUGCAUCCGCCAGCUGGUCCGCAUAGACCACAUCCAGGAGCUCCCACUGCCCACGCCCCUCAUAGUUUACCUGCGCAAGUUCUACUACUAUGAUCCCGAGGAGGAGAUGUACAUGUCAAUCAAGGAGACGGGGCGGGACCCCACCACCGCCCAACCAGCAUCCGCCCAGCGGGAGUCUCACACGUAGCGCCCGGAAACAUCGCUGGAUCAAGUUUUUUUUUUUUUCUACAACGCGGACGGCUCGCCUGAGGACUGUUGACGACUGUGACGGGGGAACGCCCUGGCUCAGACACCCUUAUGCCGGACCGCAGCCGACGUGGACAGCACUUUCGGUGUCAGGUUGACUCGAUAUCCAGGCAGUUGGGGCUGGGGGUUUCAGAUGAUCCACCCUCCUCCCUUUUUGAUUGGCCCACAUGAAGUGGAGGAGGGGCAGGGGAUGAGAAAACUUCAUCCACCGGGCCUGUGAAGAUCUCUAAUUGGCUGAACUGGAAGAGCUGAUUACUUACUGUUGUUCUGACUGACAGAACAGUCCCAGCUAAAACUGGAUAUCUCUGCAUCCUUGUGGAAAUGCCACACUGAAGAAACGGACUGAGAAGAAAGUGAAUUGAAAUGUUAACACUUUAGCUGAAGGCUAAGACAGUAGCAUAAGGGUCGAAGUAUGUAGAACCAGAUUAAAGUUUGGAAAAAGACGCACUAUUUCUGCCCCUGCUCUGACAAGGUCUGGUCAAAGGGACAGCUCGUUGUUUGGACUUGAAAUGCAGUCUACUGGGAUGAUUUUUGUGGUUUCCACUUUAAAUAUUUUGUUGCCACAUAUUUGAUCUGCACCUUUUGAAUUGACUGUGUGAGCUGUAGUGUGUGUGUAUGUGUGUGCGCAUGUGUGUGCGCAUGUGUGUGAGUGAGCGUGUGUAAAUAUUGUAUGUUGGAUUUAGCUGUUUGUGGCUAACCAGAGACACUUGCUGGUGUACCGUCACUGGUGGGAUGUCAUGGUUGGCUCUCCACUCUGGAAUCCAACUAGAAUUCCCUUGCUAGACCAGCAAAUGUGUUACCAGAAUAAAUAUGAAUAAAACAGUUGAUGGAAUCUAAACCUGA
This is a messenger RNA of Esox lucius (northern pike), 4563 nucleotides long. RefSeq names its product suppressor of cytokine signaling 7. Gene Ontology annotation, biological process: intracellular signal transduction; phosphatidylinositol phosphate biosynthetic process. Gene Ontology annotation, molecular function: 1-phosphatidylinositol-3-kinase regulator activity. The record is from RefSeq and is a predicted model, not a curated record. Lineage: Eukaryota; Metazoa; Chordata; Actinopteri; Esociformes; Esocidae. The transcript is spliced from 10 exons. Gene Ontology annotation, cellular component: phosphatidylinositol 3-kinase complex. Bases 947 to 3661 code for a protein of 904 amino acids.